GCAUUUUAAGAGAUGGAAAAGUGAAGAUUUUUCAUCUCUUAAAAUUAUAGUAGCUCACUCCUUGUGUUUUCCAAGUUAUGAAAUUCUAAAUUUGUGUUUUUCCUCGGAGAAUUUUUUGUUAGCUUUCUUUAUAUACACAUAGUGUAAGAUUUUCAAGAAUUUGGUCUUGUGAUUUUUUUGGAAAUGGAAGAACUAGGCGAAAUUACAAAGGCCCAUUACCGAGCAGGAUCUCAACGGGUCAAAGACUUAGCAUAUGAUUUCUUCAAAUCGAUGGACACAGAUGGAGACGACCAAGUCGAUAGGUCCGAGUUCCUAGCCUUCAUGAGGCAACAAGGCUGCUAUCCCUACAUGCAAAACCCUUCUUUCUUCAAUAAGCUCGACGUAGACGGCAGCGGCACCCUUGAGUUCUUCGAGGUCAUGACGCUGUACUACAUCAUGAAGAGCGGCCGCCCCUUCUGCGACAUGUGCGGCCAAUUCAUCACCGGAAUAUUCUUCUCUUGCGUCCAGUGCUUUAAGAAUCCCCAAACCUCGUACAAUCUAUGUCUUGAUUGCUACAGCGGGGAGAAGAAAUGCAAUCAUACUCACAACGGCCGGUCUCAGUUCUUGGACAAUUUUGUGUUUUUGCAAGCUAUGAGAGAUCCGAAGCUUGCUCAUGCGUUGGAAGUUAAUUUUAAUGAGGUGGGGAAUAGGCCGACAAAUGCCAUAGUUCCAUUACAACAUGAUAGCACUGUGCAUAUUCAAAAUGCAAAUAAUGUUCCAGGGCCAUCAAACUCAAAGUGGAGCAAAGUUAAGCUUGCAUUUGAUGCAUUUGAAGCAUCAAUCAACGUUGGGAUCCUUUCCAACGCCCUCGGCCUCUGCACUAUUAUGUAACAAUAUGAGAGAGCCAAACAAAGUCAUAAAGAAAAAGGGCGAAAAAAGUGUAUUUCCUUUGUACGCACAGUCUAUGAAUGUUGAUUGGAGUACUUCUUUUCUUAUUCAUGUAAUAUGCAUCCCUUAUUUUUGGGUGUAUGUCUAAGUGUGAAAGACGUCAUUUUAAAUCCAAAAUAUGCAGUACUAUUUUCUUGUA
This is a messenger RNA of Salvia hispanica, 1066 nucleotides long. RefSeq lists its product as uncharacterized. Gene Ontology annotation, molecular function: calcium ion binding. NCBI's taxonomy places the organism in Eukaryota, Viridiplantae, Streptophyta, Magnoliopsida, Lamiales, Lamiaceae. The record is from RefSeq and is a predicted model, not a curated record.